AUGAUGCUCUCCACCUUCGUCGUACUCCUCUUCACGGCUGUAUCCUUGGCUCUAGAGGAUCUCGAUGCCACCACCUUCAACGUGGAUCUCUCUAAAUUGCCCGGAUUUGACAGUCUCCAUGCUCCUCAAAACUUGAGCUCCCAUGCAGGCCAUAUAGAAAUUGACAAUGGACAUGGAUCUCUCUUCUUUUGGGAUUUCUACAAUGAUUGGGAAAAAGACCGUGCAUCUGGUGACAGUGAUAGCGACCGACCCCUUCUUAUUUGGUUGAAUGGCGGCCCCGGUUGCUCGUCCAUGGAUGGUGCACUUAUGGAGAUUGGUCCUUUGAGGGUGGAUUCUCAAGAAACGCUAGUUUGGAAUAAGGGGUGGUUCGAUAAAGUUGAUAUGAUGUUCAUCGAUCAACCCCUUGGUACAGGGUUCUCCACCUUGGAUGGAGAAUACGAAACAAAUUUGGUUGACUCUUCAAAACACUUGGUUGAAUUCCUCGUUAAUUACGCAACUAUUUUCAGAGACCAAUGGGAGUCCCAUAAAUCAAUUAUAAUUGCAGGUGAAAGUUAUGCUGGUCAAUACAUUCCCCAUUUGGCCAAUCUAUUGAAAAACCAUUCUUUGAUUGCCGAAAAUAACAAGUCCCUCUCACUCAUGUUGGGUAAUGCCUGGAUCGAUCCUAAUCUACAGUCAUUAUCUUAUAUACCUUAUUUGAUGUCCCAUGGAAUCAUUGAAGAUGAUUCCAAAUUGGAAAAACUGCUAACUUAUCAUGAUCAAUGUCAAAAUGUUUUGCGCUUGAAAGACGUCCCAUUUGAAUCCACCCAAUGUGAAAUGAUACUAAACAAAAUCUUAUCAACAUACAGGAAAAAGGAUAAAAGUAACGGUAUAGAUCAAUGUCUGAAUGUCUACGAUAUAUCCAAAGUCGACAACUAUCCAUCUUGUGGUAAUAAUUGGCCUGAGUUGUUACCUUCAAUUACUCACUAUCUCAAUUUACCUGAGGUUCAGUCGGCCUUAAAUAUUGAUCAUAAAGAAUGGAUGGAAUGUAACAAUAAUGUCCAUCGUUCGUUUGACCCCCACCAGAUUUCCGCAAAGCUGCUCAAGGGCCUAUUGGAUGAUGGAAUCAGAAUUCAAUUGUUUAGUGGUACCAAUGAUUUGAUAUGUAACUAUCUAGGCACAGAAAUGGUAAUUGCCAAUUACAUAUUGAACGACCCCAGCUAUAAGUUUGAGAUGAACGCCUGGUUCCAUGAUGAGCAGCUUACAGGAGAAAUGUGGUACUCGAAUAACCUCACUUAUGUGAAAGUCAACGGUGCAAGCCAUAUGGUCCCUUAUGAUUAUCCUGUAAAAUCGGCAGCUUUGCUGGAUAUCUUGCUCACAGAUACAUUUCCAAAUACAUUCCACACAUCCUCCACAGAGGAGGUCGGUUAUGCGGACACAGACAAGGAUUCUGACGAGGUUACUGAUCGUCCAACAAUCACAACUAGGGGUAACAGGUGGAUUAUCGCAUAUAUUAUUCUCAUUUUACUGAUUGCGUCAUUAGCAUUCUACAUCUACCGAGCAUUGAAGUCUAGGAGAUACUCUUCCUUGUCUCAAUCAAAACCGACCAACACGUACACGGGCUAUGCGUUGGAAUGGAUGACUAGGCAAAACGGUGAGAAGAGGAAGAAGAAGGUUCAUUGGUUGGACAUCCAGGAUGAAAAUAAUGAUGGUGAUAGUAAUCCUAAUGAGAUGGACACUGACACCAACAAUGUUUACGAUAAUAACACAAAUAACACUGAUGAAGUCUACGACGGUGAAAGGAUGGAGAACGCAUUAGACGAUGUAGAAAUGCAACAGCUGCAGUCAUUACGAAAGGAGACGAAUGUGGGUCAUGAAGAAGUGUAA
Molecule: messenger RNA, 1863 nt
Organism: Pichia kudriavzevii
Lineage: Eukaryota; Fungi; Ascomycota; Pichiomycetes; Pichiales; Pichiaceae
Exons: 1
Coding region: 1-1863 (620 amino acids)
Biological process (GO): proteolysis; apoptotic process
Cellular component (GO): trans-Golgi network
Molecular function (GO): serine-type carboxypeptidase activity
Source: RefSeq, a predicted model, not a curated record